Messenger RNA from Amaranthus tricolor (Joseph's coat), 2235 nucleotides. RefSeq names its product protein OBERON 2-like. The transcript is spliced from 3 exons. The record is from RefSeq and is a predicted model, not a curated record. The coding region runs from base 361 to 1959 and encodes 532 amino acids. Gene Ontology annotation, cellular component: nucleus. Lineage: Eukaryota; Viridiplantae; Streptophyta; Magnoliopsida; Caryophyllales; Amaranthaceae.
AAUUAAGAAGAGUCCUACUUGGAGCGUUGGAGGUUUCGGAAUUAGGACAGUUCGGCACUUCCAAUAAUCAACGGAGACUGUUUCUUGCUCUUGGACCUUCUUCUUCGUCUAUGGCGUAACCUGCUAAACAAUCUUUUCCAAUCUUUCUUCCAUUAAUCAUCAGUAUCAACUUUUGCUAAUCCGGUGCUCAUCUUCGCCGUCUUCAAGCUCCAAUUUGUAGGGUUUUUCUCUCUCCAGGAGCUAGAUUACUUUAUGUUCUGGGAAUAAAUUUUCAGUAAAAUGAUAAUGGAUUUCAAUUGAGGAGAUUUUGUCGUAAAUCUUGCUGUAUCUGUUUCCUGUGAGAAUCUAUCUGCUGUUGUCAUGGAUCCUAGAUUAGGACAGAAUCAGGGCCGGGAAUCGCCAACCGAGAGUGCGAGUUCACGUGAUACUUCGCCUACUAUGGAUGGAAUUGUGGUGAAGAAACGAGAGGAUGAGAGGAAUGAUAAUGAUUGUUUUGAGCAAUCGGUAGUCAGAAGGAUUUUUACAGGAGAAAAAGUUACUCUCCGUAAUAUAGCUGAAGAAAGGGUUGACGUCAUAUCGGAAAAAAUGCAAAUUCUUCCUGAGGAAUACCUUGAAGACUUGAAGAAUGGGUUGCGUGUUAUUCUUGAGGGAAAUGGUGGUUCACAACAGAGGGAAGAAUUUUUAAGCUUACAAAAGCUUGUUCAGAGUAGGUCGGAUUUGACCCCUAAGAGUUUACUUAGAGCUCACCGAGUGCAACUCGAAGUUCUUGUUGCUAUGAAAAUGGGAAUUCAGGCUUUCUUACAUCGGAAUGUUUGCCUUUCUCAAUCUUCUCUCAUUGAGAUUUUUGCCUAUAAGAAAUGUAGAAACAUAGCAUGCCAAAACCAGCUUCCUGUAGAUGACUGUACCUGUGAAGUCUGCACAAACAAAAGUGGUUUCUGUAAUGUUUGUAUGUGUGUUAUAUGUAGCAAGUUUGAUUUCGAAGUGAAUACUUGCCGAUGGAUUGGUUGCGACAUAUGUUCACAUUGGACCCAUACAGAUUGUGCAAUUCGUGAUGGCUUGAUUUGUAUGGGUGCUUCUAGGGUUGGCACAGGACAGCCUGAGAUGGUGUUUAGGUGUCGGGCUUGUAAUAGGACCUCUGAACUUUUGGGUUGGGUUAAAGAUGUAUUUCAACAUUGUGUGCCCUCGUGGAACCGGACUGCUCUCUUGACGGAACUUGACAUUGUUGGCCGUAUUUUCCGUGGAAGUGAAGAUGUUAAAGGCAGGAAGUUAUUCUGGAAGUGUGAGGAGCUUAUUGAAAAGAUGAAGGGUGGUCUAGCUGAGUCAACAGCUUGCAGAGCAAUCCUGAUGUUCUUCCAAGAGCUUGAGGCGGACCCAUCUAGAAAUGCAGGAGUAGGGGAAGGUGGAAGGCUAUUAGCACCACAAGAGGCUUGCAAACAGAUUGCGGAAGUGGUGCAGGAAGCUAUAAGGAAAAUGGAAAUGGUUGCUGAUGAAAAGCUUCGAAUGUUGAAGAAAGCCCGCAUGGCUCUUGAGACUUGUGACCGUGAGCUCGAGGACAAAGCUAGGGAAGUGGCAGAACUGAAGCUUGAGAGGCAGAGGAGGAAGCAGCAGAUAGAUGAGCUUGAGAGCAUUGUGAAACUUAAACAGGCAGAAGCGGACAUGUUCCAGCUUAAGGCUGAUGAAACAAGACGAGAAGCUGAGAUGCUACAGAACAUUGCUCUUGCCAAAUCGGACAAAUCAGAGGAAGAUUAUCGCAGUAGAUACCUAAAACUAAAGCUAAGCGAAGCAGAGGCAGAAAAGCAAUAUCUAUUCCAGAAAAUGAAGGUACAAGAGAGUUCUCGUGCUCUGCAUGCUAGUGAUGGGAAUGAUUCUUCGCAUCUUUUCUCUAACGCACUGAAAAACGUUUACUCUAGUGCUGAUUGCCAGACUAGUGAGAGGAAUUCUGGAAGAAAGAAUCCAUGAAACGUGAUAUCGUGUCUCCCUCAAAUCAGUAGAGUAUAGCUGCCCAUGUCGCUUCCCGAAUUCUGGACAAACCGUACAGCAAUGGAAGGUACGGUUUGUCGACAUUUGGUGCUAUUUUAGGGGCAAUCACUCUAAUGUCUGAAAAGGUGAAUGUAAUAUCUUGUUUGUUUAUUUUUAUUUUGUAAUCAAUUCCUGUGUUUCCUUUUGUGUGACGUACAUUUGCAGGCUGUGAUUGAGAUACUGUUUUCAUAUAUACAACAAUGUUAUGAGUUUGUA